Sorex araneus (European shrew) is the source of this 612-nucleotide messenger RNA. Its product is annotated as 60S ribosomal protein L12-like. Gene Ontology annotation, cellular component: ribosome; cytosolic large ribosomal subunit. Gene Ontology annotation, biological process: translation. The transcript has a single exon. Gene Ontology annotation, molecular function: structural constituent of ribosome; large ribosomal subunit rRNA binding. NCBI's taxonomy places the organism in Eukaryota, Metazoa, Chordata, Mammalia, Eulipotyphla, Soricidae. The record is from RefSeq and is a predicted model, not a curated record. Bases 76 to 573 code for a protein of 165 amino acids.
GCUCGGAGGUGGGCAAGGUGCAACUUUCUUCGGUCGUCCCGAAUCAGGGUUCAUCCGACACCAACCGCCUCCACCAUGCCGCCGAAAUUCGACCCUAACGAGUUCAAAGUCGUCUAUUUGAGAUGCACUGGUGGGGAAGUCGGGGCCGCGUCCGCCUUGGCCCCCAAGAUCGGGCCCCUGUAUCUGUCUCCCAAGAAGGUCGGGGAAGACAUCGCCAAGGCCACUGGCGAUUGGAAGGGCUCGAGGCUCACAGUGAAGCUGACCAUCCAGAACCGGCAGGCCCAGAUUGAGGUGGUGCCUUCGGCCUCAGCUCUCAUCAUCAAAGCCCUCAAGGAACCACCACGAGACAGAAAGAAGCAGAAAAACGUUAAGCACAGUGGCAAUAUCACUUUUGAUGAGAUCGUCAACAUUGCCCGCCAGAUGAGACACUGGUCAUUAGCCCGAGAGCUGUCCGGCACCAUUAAGGAGAUUCUGGGCACGGCCCAGUCUGUGGGCUGCAACGUUGAUGGCCGCCACCCUCAUGACAUCAUUGAUGACAUCAACAGUGGCGUGGUGGAGUGCCCAGCGAGUUAAGAGCUACAAGAAGUGCUUCAAUAAAGUAUUUUCAGAAGA